UCUCAUUCCAUUGUUCAUCAAUUUUCGCAUUGCACCUUUCAUUUGCAACCGUACAAAAGGAAGAAGAACCCACGGGCCGGACUCUCUCUUCGUUCCGUUCCGCGCACGGCGAUCGCCCGGGGAUGUGCCCUUCCGACAGGAACCUCCGCCGGGAUGCCCCGGCGAGGCCCCACCUCAGGUCGGCGUUCGACGUCCUCGACGCCGACCGCGACGGCAAGAUCAGCAGCGACGACCUCCGCUCCUUCUACGCCGGGUUCUCCGGUGGGGGCGGGGGCGGGGGCGACGAGGACGUCCUGGCGACGAUGAUGGCGGUCGCGGACGCGAACCGCGACGGCUUCGUGGAGUACGAGGAGUUCGAGCGCGUGCUGGGCGGCGGCGUCGGCGGCGGGGACGGCGCGGGGAAGACGAGGGGGGGCUCGAGGAGGACGCGGUCGUCGCCGCCGCCGUCGCCGGCGGGGGGGCUCAUGGAGGACGUGUUCAGGGUCAUGGACAAGGACGGGGACGGGAGGCUGAGCUGCGAGGACCUGAGGAGCUACAUGGUGUGGGCGGGGCUAGACGCGAGCGAGGACGAGAUCAAGGCGAUGAUCAGGCUGGGCGGCGGCAACGAGACGGAGGGCGUGUCGCUCGAUGGGCUGAUGAAGGUUUUGGCCGUCGACGACGGCUUCUUCUGAGGGUUCUUUUCCUUUUUCUUCAUUCCUUUUUUUUUUUUUCUCUCGGGGCCCAAAGAAGGAUUUUUCAAGCCUAUUUUUAUUGCGUGAUGCUGGAUAUUAGGUUGGAGCUGCUGACGUGGAAUAAAUUUUUGCUUAAAAUUAGCAGAACAUGUUUGUGAAAUUAGUAAAAAUUCAGCGCGCAAUGUAAUAUAUAUUGUCUCUCCACUGUAUGAUCCUACGUUCUUCCGAAUUGUUUAUGAUAAUUGGCUUUAAUUUAUUCGAA
Messenger RNA from Syzygium oleosum, 933 nucleotides. RefSeq names its product calcium-binding protein CP1. Bases 123 to 671 code for a protein of 182 amino acids. NCBI's taxonomy places the organism in Eukaryota, Viridiplantae, Streptophyta, Magnoliopsida, Myrtales, Myrtaceae. The transcript has a single exon. The record is from RefSeq and is a predicted model, not a curated record. Gene Ontology annotation, molecular function: calcium ion binding.